Echinococcus granulosus is the source of this 3366-nucleotide messenger RNA. RefSeq lists its product as hypothetical. Lineage: Eukaryota; Metazoa; Platyhelminthes; Cestoda; Cyclophyllidea; Taeniidae. Bases 1 to 3366 code for a protein of 1121 amino acids. The transcript has 14 exons. The record is from RefSeq and is a predicted model, not a curated record.
AUGAGCUCGAUCUCACCGAAACGCCUUCGCUUCUACCCUCUUUUGGAAUUCAGCGGCAGGUGCUACCGGGACCUGAUAGAUGUAAUUCAAGACCGUUGGCCUCGUGAACCGAGGUUCACUCGACUCCAAAGCCCACGAAACUAUCCUCUUGUCACAUUUAGUGGAGAACACUUGGAGAAGGGAUCACAUCACGUUUCAGUUCCAGUCACCAUCGAUCAUCCAGCACGAGAACGCCAACCUACACCACCGCCUUCACCCCUACCUCUGCAAACGUCAUCGCAAGCACAUCUAAGCCACGUAAAAUGCCCCGUUCCACAGUUCCUUCACUCCACGGAAUUGGCCCACAACUUCGAGAAACCCGAAGUAGUCCAAUGCAAUAACCACAGUCUCUCGGGCAGUCAUGUCGAUCUGUCUACGCGGGAGCUCUGUGAGGCAGUAACUCGGGCGGAAAUGUGGACGCAGCGAUCGAUGAGGGGUCUACGUGAGCACACACGAAGCCUUCUGGCUGCUACGGAGGCAGAGGAGCGAAGACUGAGAGCGAGAUUGGCCUCGCUUCAGAAUCAGAUGAUGCUGGCAGUGGAAACGGAGCGGAGCAAAGAAUCUUCUCAAUCAACUAGCAUCUGUGCAAAUACUGCUGUGGAACGACAGAAGGUCGAUCUCGGGAAUCAAGAGCAGGUGGACGAGGUGACCACAAAUGUCGACUUCAACACAUCCGCAGCCGCACCACAGUUUGAUCGCCAUCGCCGUGAGAAUGUGUAUACUGCAAAUGAGAAAUGUUUCGCCAAGGGCGAUCUUAGUUCGACUCAGCAUGCAAUUUCCGACUUGGGAAAUGUAGGCGACAUUGUCUUAAAGGAGCCAAUGGCCGUUGGUGAAGGCGACGCCAGUGCGGACCACCUGUCUACUCCAAAUUGUUGCAGUACACCACUACGAGAUGAAGAGCUGCCUGAUAACACCAACCACUCUGAUUUUCAGCAUCUUUAUCGUCGUCCUGAUCUUCUAGAGCAAGAACAAGAGGGACACCAAUCACAGUCGGAUGAUGUUGUGACUCUCAUUGCAGAAGAGACUGGUGAUCACAGGGUGGAUGGUGGACACUCCUCUAUUGAAUUUCAAGCUCAUAAUAGCAUUUCGUACAAUCAAUCGGAAGUCUGCAGUACCACAUAUCAUUUAGAAGGAGCUCGUGAGCAGUUGACCACAUCAGAGAUUGAUAAUUUUUGUCAAGAUGAGGGUAAAGAGGGUGUCUCUAUCCUUCCAGCACAUUCCAAAGAAGUUGGUUGUGAGGAUCGAUUACCCAAUGAGAAAUUGAAGGAGCAAGAUAUUUGCCCAGGAGAUAAAUUCGAUCAAAUCAUUGAGGAUCAAGAUAUUCCACUCGAAUCUGUUCCAGUGGUAGACGAAGCCUCCUCAAAGAUUCAAGAUUGUCCUUCAAAGAAUAGUCUCGUCAGUGAAAGUUCCCUUACAGAGGUGUCUUUCUCUGUGGAGUCGAUGGUGACUGAAUCCAGACCUUUCUCUGUUGAAAUUGGCGAAGCUAUGAAACAGAGGUUCAUCGAUCUACUCAAAGAGGAAUCCAAAAAGUUGAAGGUAGCAAAAGAGGCCUAUUUGUCGAAAAAGCAGACAAUUCGUGAGCUGAAAGCGCUGCUUGAGCAGGGUUUGAGUCUCUCUAAAUCGACGCUUCUUUUGAACGUGGAGAGAAAUCCUUCUCCAGCAAACAAUUGCACCGAUGUUACAUCAUCCAAAUCUGAGACCUUGGACGACGCACAGUGUCGCUCAAUUGUCAACUCUCCUCCACCUUCUCCUAAAUCAUCGUCAAAUCUACGUGGCCCAUCUAAAUCAAAGACGUCGCCUUGCUGUAAAAUUGCUCCCACAUCUCGCAAGUCCAAUAUAGACGUUCUGCAGAUGAGACCAGCUAAACCAACAAAAAAACUCAGCCAGACAGAUGUGGAGAAGAUGUACGUCGAGUUCAUCAGAGCUUCUGAGCGGUCUCGACCUCGCCACAAGGCCUUCACCGGCUCACGGCAGCUCUACGGCAAGUAUAUUCUUAACUGGUCUACAACUCGCAGAUACAGUGAGCCCUUCUGUCUUCACGUGGAGUUGACAGUUCCUGUUGCCAGGGCGGGAAGGAAGGAAGAGGAGGAUGGGGAGAGGGAGGCUAGUGAACGAAUAAAGGUGGUUGGCUGGGUGAUGGGCAGUCUUGAAGAUUCCGAAGUGACCAAGGCCAAAUCUCCCGUACGCGAGCCUUUUCACCGGGCAUUCGAUAGUCGUGAUUGCGCUACAAGUACAGACUUUCAUGGGCAACAAAGUCCACGAACCGCCAAUCCGGCUGAGGACCACGCAUUUACUCUCUACACUGCCCCUGUGGUACACCUUCCCCGCCUACCCCAAGCCAUCCGGAAGGCCGCUCGUGUGCGUGUGUCCAUCUCUGCGGCUCAAAUACAUUCUGCUCCUGCCAUGGGUUCCAGUUGUCAUGUGCGUGUAAUUAUAACAUCGGUGAAGCUUAUAAUGCCAACAGGGUGCAUCCUUUUUUAUCUCACAAUUGUUGUCAUCAUAAUCAUCACCACCGGGGCCACCACAAUUGGCAUCAACCAUCGUGCCCCUCCUGCCCUCCCCAUACUGCGUUAUGUCAGGAAGGCGUCAAUCCACACUACAACAACAGUUAUUUCAGUGCUCGUGAUGGCUUUUCAGUGGCUACGAAUCAGCCUCAGCCUUCUAACACAAAAGCCCCAAAGCAAUUGCACCGUACAAAAACUUGUCACUACACCUAAAACAAUCCACAGCAUCUUGCUCAUCGCGGUGUAUGCUGAAGCUAACACCUACUCGAGAUUGACCACCCUCGGCCUCACCCUGUCUUGUGUCUCGUUUGUCGUGUGUGGUGGCUGUUCCUGGUUCGAGUUUGCUCCUCGAAGCCAUCUAAAGGGUGCCGGCGCCACUAACACAAAGCGCCAAUCGCUUGAACGGGAGCAAAUUUCCAAAUCCACUCACUGGCGUCCCGCCUUUCGAGACUACAGCCAUGAUGCUACUGUUAGGUUCAACUUCUCACGUACCAAUCCACCCUAUGCUUGCGAUCGAGAGGAGGACUUCAACCAACGCAAUGGAUCAAACGUGGAUCCGCAAAGCUUGCAGGAGGCGUUCCGACUUCGAAUGAAGGCUUUUAUAGCUCGCUCUGAGGCGCGUCAACGCUUCAUCAGGUUGAAUGCUCUAGAACGGCGGCUACGAGCCAAGCAUGGCGCAAUGCGGUCAAUGAACAACUGCAACACCGUCUUGCCUGAUAAAGAAAUGGGGUUGAGGGCAGGCACUUCUUGCUUGAGGCUACCGAACUAUCUUCGUUGCCCUCGAUUCUUGAGUACAAUCGGGCAAACUGCCUAUAGUAAGUGA